Molecule: messenger RNA, 2332 nt
Organism: Sturnus vulgaris (Common starling)
Lineage: Eukaryota; Metazoa; Chordata; Aves; Passeriformes; Sturnidae
Source: RefSeq, a predicted model, not a curated record
AUCACAGCAGUGGGGUCGAGCACUUUUGAGGUUCCCAAUCCUCACACAAGAAGUGUAACCACCACUGAGCUUGUGUUGUGUCCUUAGUGCAAGACAUGACCCCUGAAAGUGCAGUGAGGACUGGAUCAACUGCUCUGGAGCCGUGAGUGGUUUCUGUGCUGCUGAGUAAUCCUGCUCACACCCCAAAGGUGCUUUUUCCAGCUCCUUUUCUGAGCUCUGGCUGCUGGACUGCAGGACCUGCUUGUUCCUUAGUCUGGGAUGAAAAGGGAAAUUUCCUUAUCUCAUGUUUUUCAUUGUUGUUACUCUGGGCACUGGGACAUGCAGUAAUUCAGGAAUUAAACAAUUUCCUUAAGCUACCUAAUUAAAAGACAUUACAUUUAGGUCCCCAAAUUAAUUGAUUCAUAAUUCUAUUAAAGCCGUAGCUAGCACAGUGAGAUGCUUUGGGCUGGCUUCUCCCGUGAGAUGUUUGAUACAUCCCACAUGUCACAUCAGAAUUAAGUAUAAAUUUCUGUUGUUGACUUGUAACUUUGUCUGUGUGAAGGACCAUUUUUGUUCCAAUGGCAGGACAAGGGAGGAGAGUGUUUUCAUUCAGUUUGGAUUUGGGGGGAAGGGAUGCAUCUGUCCACAAACAGAGUCCUCGACCUUUUGUCCAUCCAGCCUUCUCCAAGGUGAUGACUCCUGCCUCCUGAGACGUUGGAAAACCUAGUUUGGAAGAAGAGUAACGAUACAGUUGAUGCUGAACUACAGCCAAGGAUGAAGCGGCGAGCAUCAGACAGAGGAGCUGGGGAAACAUCCGCUAAAGCAAAGGCUCUGUGCGCGGGGAUUUCUGGGAAUAACGCCAAGAGAGCAGGUCCUUUCAUCCUGGGUCCACGUUUAGGUAACUCCCCUGUGCCAAGUAUUGUUCAGUGUUUGGCAAGAAAGGACGGGACAGAUGACUUUUAUCAGCUGAAGAUUCUCACCUUGGAAGAAAGAGGUGAUAAAGGAAUAGAAACCCAGGAGGAGCGACAGGGCAAGAUGCUGCUGCACACGGAGUAUUCUCUUCUUUCCCUGCUCCACAACCAGGAAGGAGUGGUCCAUCAUCACGGGCUCUUCCAGGACCGAGCUUGUGAAAUCAUAGAAGAUCUUGAAGCCAACAGGAUGGUCAGAAAGAUGAAGAAACGCAUUUGCCUGGUGUUGGACUGCCUCUGUGCUCAUGAUUUCAGUGACAAAACAGCAGAUCUGAUCAAUCUGCAGCAUUAUGUCAUUAAAGAGAAGAGACUCAGCGAGCGGGAGACCGUGGUGAUAUUUUAUGAUGUGGUACGAGUGGUAGAAGCAUUACACAAGAAAAAUAUUGUGCACAGAGACUUGAAACUAGGAAACAUGGUGCUAAACAAAAGGACUCACCGGAUCACCAUCACCAACUUCUGCCUGGGGAAGCACCUGGUGAGUGAGGACGACCUGCUGAAGGACCAGCGUGGGAGCCCUGCCUAUAUCAGCCCAGACGUGCUCAGUGGCCGGCCAUACCGUGGGAAGCCCAGCGACAUGUGGGCAUUGGGGGUGGUGCUGUUCACCAUGCUCUAUGGCCAGUUCCCCUUCUACGACAGCAUACCUCAGGAGCUCUUCCGCAAAAUCAAGGCUGCCGAGUACACCAUCCCUGAGGAUGGCCGGGUCUCAGAAAACACUGUGUGCUUGAUCCGGAAACUGCUGGUCCUGGACCCGCAGCAGCGGCUGACGGCUUCUGAAGUGCUGGAUUCCCUCAGCUCCAUCAUAGCGUCCUGGCAGUCCAUGUCCUCGCUGAGUGGCCCUUUGCAAGUGGUGCCGGACAUAGAUGACCAAGUGGCUAAUCCUGAAAACCCCCAGGAGGUGAAGGUGACGGAGGAGUGCUCCCAGUACGAGUUCGAGAACUACAUGAGGCAGCAGCUGCUCUUGGCCGAGGAGAAGAACACCUUGCAUGAGGCCAAGAGCUUCCUGCAGAAGCGGCAGUUCGGGAACAUCCCGCCGGUGCGGCGCCUGGGCCACGACGCGCAGCCCAUGAACCCUUUGGACGCGGCCAUCCUGGCCCAGAGGUACCUCCGGAAAUAGCUUCCCAUGCCCCAAGAGCACGAGCACCACCCUGCAGUCUGCCCUCACCUCGCCUGCUCCAGCCUACAGCAAUACCGCUGUCCCACGACGGGGAAUAAUGUAGCAAUCCCAAGCUCUGUCCAGGGACAUGCACUCACACCUGCUCCGGAGGGAGAAGACUUUUGGAAAAGCUAGUUUUGGAAGCAGCAACCUCUUGGCAUCUUCUGGAAUCUGUUUUUUUAAAAUCGAAGCCUAGAUGACUAAUCUGCUUUUAAUCAUGACUGUAAUCUAC